Molecule: messenger RNA, 1155 nt
Organism: Penicillium maclennaniae
Lineage: Eukaryota; Fungi; Ascomycota; Eurotiomycetes; Eurotiales; Aspergillaceae
Product: putative nuclear pore protein (SEH1)
Exons: 3
Coding region: 1-1155 (384 amino acids)
Biological process (GO): positive regulation of TORC1 signaling; cellular response to amino acid starvation
Cellular component (GO): Seh1-associated complex; nuclear pore outer ring
Molecular function (GO): structural molecule activity; protein binding
Source: RefSeq, a predicted model, not a curated record
AUGGGGGCAGUGGAGCACCCCGAGAUGGCUGGCGGUUUUGCCGACUUCGAUGCUGGCCACCGGGAUCUGGUAUCGGUUACCAAGUUCAACUUUUACGGAAACCGCAUUGUCACGGCCUCGUCCGAUCAUCGCAUGAAAGUUUGGGACUUGAAAGAUAAUCAAUGGCAGCUGACGGACACCUGGCGAGCCCACGACGCGGAGAUUCGCGAUGCAACAUGGAAUGGUCCCUUCUCUGGUCAGCAUAUCGGCAGCGUGGGAGAAGACAUGAAGUUCAAAAUCUGGCAGGAAGAUGUAACCCAGCCGCCUAACUCGGGCCGUCGGUUCAGGUCCAUCUUUCGCAUGACGGCUCCUCAAAGACACCCAUUUGUGUCGUUGGACUUCCGCAAUAUUGAUCUGGAAUCAUGGCUCGCCUUGAUCACAAGAGAUGGCUACUUGAUGAUUAUGGAGCCGGUCAGUCCAGAUAGUCUGGCGGACUGGCAAACCAUUGACCAAUUUCGCGUAUGUCCCGCGCCUGAACGCGGCGAGGAGACAAGCUUCAGGGUCCAAUUUCACCAUGACCCCACAGACAUUACACACACCCUUCUGCCGGACUCAGAUCCGAAGAGCCUCUCGCUGGUUGUGGCAGCCAUGGACACAGUCAAGAUAUAUCGCACCGAUGCGAAUCGGCGCUUUUAUCAUGCCAUUGAAUUGAAUGGGCAUGGCGGUCUCGUACGGGACAUCUCCUGGGCCAAUGGCUCUGUCCGAGGCUAUGAUCUCAUCGCAAGUGGAGGCAAAGAUGGCUUGGUCCGUAUCUUCGAGGUCCACACCAUUCCCAUCAACCAGGGAUCCCAAAAUUCCAACUCCCGAAAGGACGAUCGUCGUCAACAGCAAUCAUCACUGCGAGGAAUGUCGCAGUCAGGCAUUGGGUCUGCUCUCGCAACCCGUGCGCCUUCUUCGCCUUCCAACCGGCCAGCGACUGGAGACUCUCAAUUUCGACACUCCUUCAAGCAGGUGGCUUGUAUUGACAGCAAGCAUAUUGAUGUGUGGCAAGUUGAAUUUUCUUUCGCGGGUGAUUCUCUUAUCUCCUCUGGCGAUGAUGGCGUAGUCCGGUUCUGGAAGAAAUCGUUGACCGGAGAGUGGCUGGAGUUUGCGGAGACGGACAUGGCCUCGCAAUGA